This is a messenger RNA of Saccharomycopsis crataegensis, 801 nucleotides long. RefSeq lists its product as uncharacterized. The transcript has a single exon. Gene Ontology annotation, molecular function: SNAP receptor activity. Gene Ontology annotation, biological process: retrograde vesicle-mediated transport, Golgi to endoplasmic reticulum. Bases 1 to 801 code for a protein of 266 amino acids. Gene Ontology annotation, cellular component: endoplasmic reticulum; SNARE complex. Lineage: Eukaryota; Fungi; Ascomycota; Saccharomycetes; Ascoideales; Saccharomycopsidaceae. The record is from RefSeq and is a predicted model, not a curated record.
AUGGAGACAAGAAUCGGAAACCUCAUUACUAAUUUAGAUGUUCAAGUAGCACGCCAUAAGCAACAAUCAUCAACAAGUGCCAAUGAUUCCAGUUUUUUGAACUUGGUGGUAGGUAAUAGCUUGCAAUAUGAUGCCGAUAUGAUCCACAGAUUGAUCAUAUCCAAUAAUCUUAAUAAUCUCAAAGAGAAGCUCCAUGAAACAAAUAACAAAAUUUAUGAAGAACAAUUCCAGGCCCUUUCGUCGUUGAGACAUUUGAAUAAGGAAAAUGAAGAGGCAAAAAAGAAGCAAAUAGCAGAGUCAGUUACUGGAUCACAAACACAGCAGGAACACUCCAUCACAAAACCAGAAAUAAUUAGAGGCAAUGAGAAUAUCACAAGUGCCACGAGCAUAAAUCUACAAGAGACCGAAGAAGACGAUUUAACUCAGCUUCGCCAUCGUUUAUUGUCACGGAAAGGAUCUUCCCUCGUAUCUUCUAACUUGAAUAUGGAAAACCAAAAUGACAAUCAUCAGUUGCGACAGGACUCUAUAUUGAACGAUAUGAUGGGUCUUGUGGGUCAAUUCAGAGAAAACAUGAGUAGACUUAAUGAUAGUAUUGUCAACGACACGAAUAUAUUGAAUGACACAACCAAGAACCUAGAAAAGGUCGAUACUGUGGCGCACCAAGUUGGGAAAAAAAUGAGGGUAUUCAACGAACAGGGGAAAGUGGGAUUUUGGUUCUACGUUUAUGCGACUGGUGGUUUGGUAAUAGCUGUUAUUGUGAUGCUUUUAAUUAUCCGCUUGGUCCCACGCUCUUUGCUAUGA